AUGAAGAAAUUAUAUGAAAAAGCUGAAGAAGAAUGUGCUCAGUUUAAUAAAGAAGGAAAUACUUUAUGGGAACAAGCUUUUGAAAAAAUGAUUCUAAUUUAUAAAGAAGAAAAAACAUGUUCAUUUGAUGUUAUUAUUGAUAUUAUUACGAAAAUUAUGUCGCGUCAAGAAGAUAUUGAUUUGAAUGAAAAUGGGAAUGGGAAUGGAAAUGAUAAUAAACAUGAUUUACCAGUUUACCAUCGCAUUCAACGUAUUUUAACAAUCCUUGAUUCUCACGUAAAAACAUUUGAUAAGAUGAAAAAAGUUGAAUUUCAGUCAAUAACACCAGUUAUUCUUCAAUUUGAUAAAACAUUAGCUUAUGAUUUGGCAAGAAUAUUAAUUAGAAUAGCUAAAAGUAAAGAAGAUCUUGAAGAUAUAUUAAUAAAUCUGGAACAAAAUUUCUCUAAAAAUUGUUUUGAAAACACUUUAAUAGAAUUAUCAAGUGUUAUUAUGAAUUGGGAAUCUUGUCCUUUUAUUAAACAAUUAAAUGCUAAUGAAAAACUUGAAUUAGGUCAGUGGUUUAUCAAAGAAAAAAAUCGAACAUUAUUUGUUUUUGAUCUUGUAAAACAAGUUUUUCAUGAAUCGAAUGUUGAUCGAGAAGAAUGUAAAAGUCUUCUUCGACAAAUGCGACAAAGUGACAAUUUAUGUAUACGACGACAAGCCAUGAAUUAUACUGUACCAUGGGCAGAAGAUGGUACUCUUAUCAAAAAACAUGGUUUUUGA
Messenger RNA from Adineta steineri, 762 nucleotides. NCBI's taxonomy places the organism in Eukaryota, Metazoa, Rotifera, Eurotatoria, Adinetida, Adinetidae. The record is from the annotation of a GenBank genome assembly.